AUGGAGGAGAUCGUCCGGCACUUCCUCAAGUGCUCCCCGGAUCCAGACGCACCAUACGUGGCUGUGGCGAGGGGUGCGGAUGGGGUCCCCCGCCUCCUCAGCAGGGCUGCGCUGGGGACGCUGGCUGACUCGCUGGGCCGCCUGGGCAUCAACGCCCCCUACAUGCUGCAGGCCCACUUCCAGCCCCUGCUGGACCUGCGCUACAUCACCACCUACAACAACGACGGCACCUGCACCUCCUGCCAUACGCACCAGCGUCGCUUCAGCCUGCGGUAUAGCCCUCCCCCCGGCGGCGCUUGGGCCGCCCCCGCCCCCGACGAUCCCCCCAGGGACCCCACCGAGGGCUCUGACCGGGGCCUAGGGCCCGUUGACCCCGCCCUGAAAAUGACCGCCCGCCGCACCGUGCAGCACCUGGCGCAGUACUGCCAGAGGGCGCACGGUGCCUCCCUGCGCUCCCUGGUCUGCGAGUUCGCACGGGACGCGACGGGCGCGCUGUGCCUGCUGGGUGUCCUGCGUGCCGACUGGGCGUCCAGCACGGCAGGUCGUGGCGGCGAGCCCUGGGCGUCGGCCAACUUCCUGCCGGCUACCGCGGAGGCCUCCUGGGAGGGGGAGCCCGAGAUCGCGGCCUUUCGGCCGCCGACAGUGCCGCCGCCUGGCAGUCGGGGGGACCAGAGUCGUGCAGAGGCGCUGGGCAAGGCGUGGGCGGCCGAACUGGGCAGGCAGGACAUGGCAGAGCCCGCGCUUUCCCCAGGGCUGGAUGGCGGCAGCCCUGGUGUGUCGGGGCUGCAGCGGGAUAGGGCCCGGCAGACCCGCCGCCUGCUGCCCUACUCCAUGGUCAAGGGUGGGGCGGUGCUGACCUCCCACCUCACCCGCCAACUUGUGGGCGUGGUGGACGACCUGGCGGCCAAGUCGGAGCUGGCCGAGCGGCUGGUGGAGGAGAUCAGGGCGCUGCAGCACGACCGGCACGUCACCACGCAGGCCUUUGACACGCUGACCACCAACCUGCAGGCCGACCUUGAGGCCGCCAGAUCACAGGUGGGGGAGCUGGUACAGGAGCGGGAAGCCCUCUCCUCCCAGCUGGAGACGGCCAAGGUGGUGGGUGCGGCGGCGGCCGCCGCCCGGGAUGACCUCAGGGCCCAGCUGCAGAGCGAGCGGGGCGUGGUACUGCAGGCGCUGCGGGAGGCGGAGCGCGCCCAGCGUGGGGCCGAGGAGGAGGCGGUGCGCGCCCGGGCGGAGGCCGCAGAAGCCCAGCGCCUGCUCAGGCAUGCAGCGCGGGAGGAGAGAAUCGGUGUGGAUGCGAUGAAGCGGCAGGCAGUGCUGUACCACACCGCCCUGACCUCGGCGGGGCUGGCCCACAUGGUGUCGGGGGACGGGAAUGCGAGCUUCCUCCGCGCCAACCAAUUAUCGGCCGAGGCAGCGAGGCCAGAGGUCCGCUUCUGGCAGGUCCUCCAGUUCCUGGACCCCCAGCUUCAGCUGCAGGCCGACCACCACGGCGAGCGCUACUCCCUGACUCAGCUGCUUCACACCUGGCAGGCGGACCUGCACUCGGUUUUCCUCAACUACUGCCUGUAUGACCGCGAGUUUGCCAAGGCAUGGCCGCCCCAGCUGGGAAUCCAGGGCUGGACCGCAUUCCUGAAAGAGUCAGGGGUUUCCACCUCCACAGCCAAGCCUGGCGCAGAGAAUGCGACGGGAGAGGCCGCCCUGGAGCUGUUCUCGAGGCUGGCAGAGGGACAGGGCAGUUGUGAGGAGCCCGGCGGGUCGGCGGAGCCUGGCACGGAUGCUCUAGCUCAGCAGGGCGCAGAGCCUUCCCCCGUCACGGCCUCUGCGUCUGCUGUACCACCUUUGCCCUCGGCAGAGCCUGCCAGGCUGGGCUUCCAGCUGUUUUGCGUGGCUCUGGUCCGCCUAGCACGCUUGCUGAGCGAGGCGCGGCAGCCGCCGCAGCCUGUUGCCGCUGCAUCCCUCACAUGUGGACACUGCAAGAACCUGAAGCCCGAGUGGGAGAGGGCAGCGACUGCCCUGAAUGGCAUGCUGACCGUGGCAGCCGUGGAUGUGGACUCUGAGAAGGAUCUGGGGGCGGAGUACAAGAUCCAGGGCUUCCCCACCAUCAAGCUCCUGGUCUCCCGGGGUCAAGGCAAGCCCGCCCGCGCUGUGGAGUACAAGGGCGGCCGCACGGCGGCAGAAAUCGUGUCCUGGGCCAUGCAGCAGGCCGCCAAGGUGGCUGACAAGCGGCUGGGCGGCGGCGAUGGAGCCUCCGGCGGCCCAAAGCAGGGCGCCAGUGCCAGGGCGAGCGCCAACGCCAAGGCUGGCCAGGCCCCAGAGGAGCCUGGGUUUUACAAGGGCACAGACGUCGUGGAGCUGACGGAUGAUACCUUCCACAAGGCACUGUCAGAGUCUGGCACGCCGUUUUUCGUCGAGUUUUAUGCCCCAUGGUGUGGCCACUGCAAGGCGCUGAAGGCGGACUGGAUCGACCUGGCGCGCAGGCUGAGCGGCAAGGUGGGCGUCGCCGCCGUCGACUGCACCGUCUCCAAGCAGACCUGCGCGGAGUUUGGCAUCCAGGACCGCAUCAAACUCAAGGCCAUGGGGCCACUCACCUCAUUCUCUUCCUCCCCCCCCCCCCCCCCCCACGGCUUCCCCACCAUCAAUUGGUUUGCCACUGGGGAGUCCCAGGCCGAGGCGUACCAGGGUGCCAGGGACGCAGGUGCCCUGGAGGCCUUUGCGCUGGCUCGCUGGGCAGCCACGGCCCCGCCCCCGGAGGUGAAGGAGCUGGUGGACCAGCACAUCUGGGAGGAGGCCUGUGUCGGCCACCCAGCAGAGGAGGACGCGGGCGUGCCCGAGCUCAAGGCGAAGCAGCUGUGUGUGAUCGCCUUCCUCCCCGACAUCCUGGACUCGGGCGCUGCUGGGCGCAACGACGCCAUCGAGGCGCUCAAGACUCUGGCGGAGAAGUUCAAGGACAGGCCCUUCUCCUUCCUGUGGGCGGCCGGGGGGUCACAGCCAGCCCUGGAGGCCAACUUUGGGAUCGGGGGGUACGGCUACCCCGCGCUCGUCGCGGUCAACCCGGCCAAGGGCAAGUUCUCCAGCCUGCGCAGCGCCUUUGAGGCCGCUAAUGUCCUGGAGUUCAUCAACUCGGUGCGGACGGGGCAGGAGCGGGUGGAGCCUGUCACCGGCGCCCUGGCUGCCCUGACCACAACCGACCCCUGGGAUGGGAAGGAGGGGGUCCUGGAGGUGGAGGAAGAGUUUUCACUGGAGGACCUCAUGGGCAAGGAGGAGCUGUGA
Molecule: messenger RNA, 3273 nt
Organism: Auxenochlorella protothecoides
Lineage: Eukaryota; Viridiplantae; Chlorophyta; Trebouxiophyceae; Chlorellales; Chlorellaceae
Product: Protein disulfide-isomerase like 2-2
Exons: 16
Coding region: 1-3273 (1090 amino acids)
Biological process (GO): response to endoplasmic reticulum stress
Cellular component (GO): endoplasmic reticulum lumen
Molecular function (GO): protein disulfide isomerase activity; protein-disulfide reductase activity
Source: RefSeq, a predicted model, not a curated record